Molecule: messenger RNA, 1230 nt
Organism: Macroventuria anomochaeta
Lineage: Eukaryota; Fungi; Ascomycota; Dothideomycetes; Pleosporales; Didymellaceae
Exons: 2
Source: RefSeq, a predicted model, not a curated record
AAGCGCCUCAUAUGUCGUCUUUACGAACCUCUGGUGCUGUUAUUCACCCUGGGUUACACCCAAGAGGAUUACAUCCCAGUCCGGCUUCCAACGGAGGAGGAGACUCUAUACUUACCACUAAGGACUACGCGACGUAAGUUCCUGGAAGACCUAGCAUUUGUGUGUGACUACGAUACUGGGCACGACACCAUGACGGCGAUUGGUAUGCAGUCGAAACAGAAGCACCAUGUCCUCUGGAUUGCUUCACAUACCUCUCCCAACAGAAGGAUCAUCGCUUUUGCGAGGAAACGUCUGGCUGAUAUGAAGCAAAUACUAGCAUGUGGUGGCAUUCGCCAAUCGAGUAGUGUGGAAGGUUUUAUCACAUCAUGCAUCGAAUUUGCAGCCCCACAGAUUAGGAAGGACAUGGGUUGUCUCCUUUCAGCACUGCACAAGUGCAAAGAUUUGCUGAGCACAAACUAUCCCGAAGAAGUAUCCGGUCUUGUCGAAUGGUUAAGAACCUGGGUGUGCCAGCGUACACUUACGGACUUCUGCCGCUCUGCGUACGAAAGCCAGGGAUCAAGAUACAUACAUACUCUUGCAAGGUUGAGUAUCCAGACCCGCGAGAGUAUGCAUCGGAAUGACGCUCGAAGUCCUUUCGAUGUGGUGAGACACCACAUGAGACAGCUUGGCCGUCGUUUUCAGGCAGCUAAGGCCCUACUCACUUAUGGGUCAAGACUGUCUGAGCUGAAAGACGAGGUUCAGCUCUGUGCUAUUGACACGCCGUCAGAGUCCAAACUGCCGCCAGUUGAUAUGUCGACCACGUUUGAUAGCAUUGCCCGACGCAUGAUGCCAGAUAAUUCUUCAGAUCUCCAUCGUUGCCAGCAUGCUCUUGAAACAAUGAACCAAAACCACGGCUUGUUUGAACACUUCCUGCAUAAUUACAAAUCAGGAGACGCGAAACCCUAUGUACACGCUGGGAUACAAGUUUUGGACCAGUUCCAUACACGUCAGUUCCUGUUUGCAGGCGAUGAUUCUUUCAUUGCAUGCAGCAGACCAGUCUGUCUAUCUUGUCUGGUUUACUUCAAGUCACAUCCAGGACGCUUUGUGGAACCGGUCUCUGAUUACAACAUCUGCCUUAAUUGGCGACCAUCCGUACUUGAUACAGAAGCCCAAGUGGACAGUGAAAAGGACCAGAGAGAGGCUUUGGACAACAUGAACAAAAGGAUUCGAAAGGAAGCAAUUCACCAGAUG